CGUUGAGCCCCUCCGCGCAAUAAUAGUCCUGGUCAGAAUUUAAAAAAAUGAUAACAGCUCACAAUCAUUGAUAUUGAUGUGCAUGAUUACAACUCAUUGACCAGCAUCAUGGCUUCAAGAAGCGCGGAUAAGAUUGCAAUCAUCUCGGUCUAUGACAAGACUGGUCUUCUGGAUCUCGCAAAGGGCCUUCAAAAGAAUGGAGUGCGUAUGCUAGCUUCAGGUGGCACUGCGCGCAUGAUACGAGAGGCGAACUUUCCUGUAGAAGAUGUCUCUGCCAUCACGAAAGCGCCCGAGAUGUUGGCCGGGCGAGUCAAAACUCUACAUCCAGCGGUUCAUGGUGGUAUUCUCGCCACAGAUUCGGAGAAAGACAAGGAGGACCUCGCACAACAGAACAUCCAGAAGGUCGACUACGUUAUCUGCAAUCUAUACCCAUUCAAAGAUACGGUUGCAAAGAUCGGUGUCACAGUGAAAGAGGCUGUUGAAGAGAUUGAUAUUGGGGGUGUCACUCUUCUUCGUGCCGCUGCAAAGAACCAUGCGAGAGUCACCAUCCUGACAGAUCCCAACGACUACCAUGGUUUCCUGCAAGAGCUAGAGAAGGGAGAUAUCACCGAGCACAAUCGACAACUCUACGCAUUAAAGGCUUUCGAACACACGGCUGACUACGACAGUGCCAUAGCAGGCUUCUUCCGCAAACAGUACGCAUCCAACGGUAUACAGCAGCUUCCUCUCAGGUAUGGCACAAACCCGCAUCAGAAGCCUGCAUCAGCCUACACAAGCCUUCAUGAUCUUCCAUUCAAAGUAUUGAAUGGUUCUCCCGGGUACGUCAAUUUGCUUGACGCCCUUAACGCCUGGCCUCUGGUUAAGGAGCUCGAUACUGCCCUGUCGCGUGCUGCUGCUGCUUCAUUCAAGCACGUGAGCCCCGCCGGCGCCGCUAUUGGGGUGCCGUUGAGCGACGUUGAGCGUAAGGUGUACAUGGUCGAUGAUAUCGACGGGAUCGACACGUCCGUCCUGGCACAAGCGUACGCCCGUGCACGAGGAGCAGAUCGCAUGUCUUCCUUUGGAGAUAUGAUCGCACUGUCCCGCGAGGUGGAUGUUCCAACUGCCAAAAUUAUAUCGAGAGAGGUAUCGGACGGUGUCGUUGCUCCUGCUUUCAAUGCUGAAGCCCUCGAGAUCCUAAAGAAGAAGAAGGGCGGCAAGUAUUUGGUGCUCCAAAUGGAUCCUGACUACGACCCCCCGACCCAAGAAACCAGAUCCGUUUAUGGAAUUCAGCUUUCACAGCACCGUAACGAUGCGCUAAUCAAGCCUUCGGCAUCGUUCGGUAGUAUUAUCACACCAAAAGAUGGUUCACUCUCUGAAUCGGCCCUUCGAGACCUUACAGUAGCAACCAUUGCACUCAAGUACACCCAGUCCAACUCAGUAUCCUAUGCGCUCAAUGGCCAGCUGAUCGGUCUUGGUGCGGGUCAGCAGUCCCGAAUUCAUUGCACGCGAUUAGCUGGUGAUAAAGCCGACAACUGGUGGAUGCGAUUUCACGAGAGAACACUUGGGUUGAAGUGGAAAAAGGGAACGAAAAGAGCAGACAAGAGCAAUGCCAUUGAUCUUUUGACUAGCGGGCUAGUGCCGGAGUCGGGCAUCGAGAGGGAGGACUUCGAGAAACAUUUCGAGGAGUCUCCUACCCCUUUCACCGCAGCCGAGCGCAAAGAGUGGUUAUCCAAAUUGUCCGAAGUUGCAUGCUCCAGCGAUGCAUUCUUCCCGUUCAUUGACAACGUUUUCCGCGCUGCACGAUCAGGCGUGAAAUAUGUUGCAGCACCCAUGGGCUCACAGAAUGAUCACCCUGUCGUCGAGACUGCAGAGAAGCUUGGUAUCACCUUCGUGGAGCAACAUCUUCGACUGUUUCAUCAUUAGUCACACCCAUUCUUCAUAUUUCGCCUCAUAGAUUGGCGGAAGAAGAUGAACCUCCCAAC
This is a messenger RNA of Pseudovirgaria hyperparasitica, 1961 nucleotides long. Its product is annotated as AICARFT/IMPCHase bienzyme. The record is from RefSeq and is a predicted model, not a curated record. Gene Ontology annotation, cellular component: cytosol. The transcript has 6 exons. NCBI's taxonomy places the organism in Eukaryota, Fungi, Ascomycota, Dothideomycetes, Acrospermales, Acrospermaceae. The coding region runs from base 109 to 1902 and encodes 597 amino acids. Gene Ontology annotation, biological process: 'de novo' IMP biosynthetic process. Gene Ontology annotation, molecular function: IMP cyclohydrolase activity; phosphoribosylaminoimidazolecarboxamide formyltransferase activity.